Molecule: messenger RNA, 4797 nt
Organism: Trichoderma citrinoviride
Lineage: Eukaryota; Fungi; Ascomycota; Sordariomycetes; Hypocreales; Hypocreaceae
Exons: 3
Coding region: 1-4797 (1598 amino acids)
Biological process (GO): telomere capping; regulation of telomere maintenance via telomerase
Cellular component (GO): nuclear telomere cap complex; chromosome, telomeric region
Molecular function (GO): telomerase inhibitor activity; G-rich strand telomeric DNA binding
Source: RefSeq, a predicted model, not a curated record
AUGGCAUCGGACGAGAUCCCUCCCAACCUGCUGCGCACCGCCGAAGCGACGCCCAUCGCCAAGCUCAGCCCGGCCAUAGCGGACGCGGCCGCGGUCGUGGUCGAGGGCGUCGUCACCGUGACCUGGCCGUACAGCACCGUCCGCAAGUCCGUCGCCUUCAUCCUCGCCGAGCGCGACCCCCUGCACCGACGCGACAAGGGCCAGCUGCGAGUCGAGUUCGAUGGCGCUGCCGGCAAGGCGCUUGCGGGCUCGGGCCUGGGAGGCGGCGACGAGGUGCGCCUGAGCUUGGACGGCGCCCGGUGGGAGGAGACCGAGGCAUCGGUGCGGCGGCCAGGCAUCCUGGAGUGGCAGCUGAGGUUCUCCAACCGCCUGCUGCUUAAGGUGCGGCGGGCGGACACCCACGAGGUCGACACUGUUGAGGUUGAUGCCGCCGACGACGAGGGAGGUCAUGAAUCGCCAGAGCAGCUUCGGGAACCGAGUCCGACGCCGUCGAUAGAGCUCGAGCACGACCUUUUUGCGACUCCCCUGCGGCAGACGCCGCUUUCUACGAUACCGCAGAAGCGAUUUGCAUACGAGACGCUGGGAGCUGGGGAGUAUGCCUCUCCGGCCUUCAUCAAGCGGGCAAGGGUAUCAUACGGCUCGCUUUUCGAAGGUGGCUUUGACAUCUUCGACGAAGAGGAGCCCGCCAAGAAUAGCAAGAAGAAACGGAAGCCUCGGUUCAGCAUGAAUCCAAAAUCCUGGAGAUACACCAGUCGAUCGCCUACGCCCGAAGCGGAGCAGGAGGAAUCGGCCGAAGAGGACGAAGCUGAACCCAAGGCCCAUGAUGUCGAGGCGCCUGUAGCAGAAGAACACACGGCCAAGGAGGCUGAGACCGCUCACGAGCCACCAGUUUCCCAGCCGCAGCCGGUGAUGGUGGACCAGGGAUGCCAAACUAGAGAGUUGAGCUCCAGUCCCAUCAGAGGUGUUCAAGUCAUUGCCGAAUCUAAAUCAACCGGAAUACUACUGCAGCCCACGCCGACUCACUCAUGGAAACACGCGGAUAUAGAUGACGUGCUGCAAGAGCCAUCGCCCAUCUCUUUCGACUUUGCAGCUUCUCACGAUGUACACCCUCUGAUGCACGAACCAGAGCCCCUGGGCCAACCUGGGACACAUAUGCCACACACCGGUUUCAAUAUGCCUAUGGAUCUAGACCCCAGCCUACAGCCACACGAAGCAGAUGGGCAGCAUCCCCAUCGUGAUGAGCCCACAUACGAUCUCGCGGCGACUGAAGCCCCUCCGCCUCCACUGCAGCAGCCUGGGGCUCACGAUGCCCAAUUGCACGGCUUGGCUUGGGCUGCCGAGGCGUUGGCGCCGGAGUAUUCUGUGGUGCCACAACACAAUGCACAUGACUUCCCCCAGGGAAGCUUUGAUCGAUCAUCUUAUACACUGCGAGCUAGCCCCUCCGAUGAAACGCACACGAUUGUCUCAUCCGUUCAUCACGCUGUGGGAAUGCACAACUAUGUCCGGGCGGAUGAAGCGCAAAGGGUGGCAUCUUCCUCAUUGGAGCAAGAGAACAGUGUGAAACCCAGCAACAGCUACCCCGAACGGUACGAAGACGAUGCCGAGACCGCCACUGUGACUGCUACCCUUGGCAGAGAAAGUCGGUCGAGCCCUCCGCGCGAAGAGUCCAGCACGGACGAAUCUGAGGAGGAUGAAGACGAAGCCGCUCCUCAUCGUUACUAUGACUGGAACACUGGGCGGUGGCGGGAAGGAUACCCCGAAGAAGAGGAUGACGAUCGACACUAUGCUGCAUACGACGCUGAAGAAGAUGAAGAGGGAGAAGAUGAUGAUGAAGAGGAGGGCGAGGACGACGAUGAAGGCGACGACGACGGUCAUUCGAUCGCAUCUGACGCCGAGUCCGGUUCUGAAGGGGAAUCGGAGGAGGAUGAGUCGGAGCCCCAAGGCUAUCACCAAACCAUGCAGCCGGUGCCACCGUCUCACAGACCAUAUCUUCAAGCCCCGAAGCCGGCUCCCGCCCCUCCAAGGGAGCCGAUCUUUAUCAGCCUUUUGUCGGACGAUGAAGACGAGGCUGACAAUGCGCCCGCGACUGCGCAGCCCACGCAGCCUACGCAGCCUACGCAGCCUAAGAAAGAGCCUAGCGAGGAACGCGUGCUUUACGACCACGAUGAUGUUCGUGAACAGCCAAGGGAAGAAGAAGACGAAGAAGACGAAAUCCUUGACGAGCCUGUUGGAGAGGACUCCGACCAAUACAUCGACGAAGACGUUGAGGAAGACAGCGAUGACAAUAUGGAUGACAGUGGAGACGAAAGCAUGGACGACAACCUAGAAGACGCCGGGGAGGAGCCUGGUGUGGAGGAAGUAACUGAGACCAAGAUGGUGGCAACCGACACAUCCUCCCGGAGAUCCAGCCGAAUAAGUCAGCUAGACGGCGCCGACGAGUACAUUGCACCCCAACACGGAGAACUGGCUACGAACGAAAUGCCUCCACCUGAAAUGGACCAUCCGAAUUUGAUCCUGUCUCCCAGAAAGCAUCAGCAACAUCCUGAUGUGGCUGAAAAUAUUGCCCAGGUCCAGGAUGAAGUGCCAAGGGCCCGUUCUCCAUCAGAAAGUAGGGAUCGAAGGCAAGACGAAUCUGUGGGUGUCCAUGCCCUCGACAAUGAAGAAACUCCAAACGCUGUGAUGCGCGAUACCUCGACACAUCGAUCGCCGGAGCCUCUCUUCAUCAAAACAACAUCUAUCGAUUCGACGCCGGCUGUGGAGCCCUCUAUUCACGCACCGGAUGAGCCUACAGAAAUAACUGAUGCGGUCGAGACUCUAGCACAGCAGCUCACCGACAACGACGACAUGGUUAUGGACGAUGUCACCUCGAAGACUCCCGAAAUCCAGCGGUCUGCCGUGGGGGUGGAGGUGGAGGUAGAGGUUAUUGCGAUUGAGCAAGAUGUCGAGAUGGAGGAUGAUGUGCAAAACCAGCUUAGAGAGGAGGCCGAGGCUGUUCCGAAAGAGGAGAACACUCAAGCAGCUACAGAAGUGGCCUCGAAAGCCACCGAGGAACCUAGAGAGGCUGCACCGUCAUCACCUCUGGACACUCAGAGAGAGCCAUCUCACACGGUGCCUGUGGCCAUUUCAACCUCAGAGGAGCAGGAAAUCGCAGAGCAGCUACCUACUCCACUGGAAACACAGCAAGAAGAUGUCAAGGAGGAUCACGGUGCCGCUGACAAAGCCCGCCGGGAGGUACCGCCGAAUGAGAAGGAGACGGAACAGAGUAUCGACGAAGAUGCCGAAGAGGAGUACGAGGAUGCGGACGAAGGCGCCCACGAAGGAGCGGACAAAGGUUUUGAGGAUGCGAGGGAAGGAGAAGAUGACGAUGACGACCUUGCCAUCGAGCAACAACUCAUUUCCGACUUCCAGCAUUAUGCCAGCCCCCUGAAGGCGCGCGAUGCUGAAGGCGCUGGCCAGGCACCGUUGCAAGACACUCAACAAGAUAGCCCGCAGAGCCAACACAGCCACCACGGCCAUCAUCACACGGAGCACUGCUCACACGACCACAGUCCUCGGAGGGCAGGAACAGAGAUGUCGAUAACAUUGCAAUCUCUUCGGAGCCACUGUCGUGCUAAGAGAAUGUCCAGUGGCAGCGUCGAUAGUUUGUCCACCGACCCCAGCGUCUUGCUGGCGAAGGGCUCCCCUACCAUGGCACAUCGUCAGUGUCUUCUUGGGGAGGGUGACUCGCUCCCUCAGCGAUCGCCACGGUCGCCUCGGACGUCGCCUCGGAACAAGGCUGAGAGCUCGGAUCCCAGCGUUGCGCUUGCUAGAUCCUCGCCCCGCGGGUCUGUAUCGCCAAAGGAAGCUGAGGCGACGCCCUCGCUGCGCGCAAGACGCGGUGCCAGGGGCUCCGAUGCGAGCAUUAUACUGGCACAGUCCUUUUCGACUCCCCCGGAACGCAGCCCCGCCAGCCCAACCAGAUCGUUCAGAGCUGGUCCACGCAAGUCUGAGAAGCCGGAUUUGAGUGUUCAACUCGCGACAGCCAGCUUCAGCAGGGACGCUCAACAACCACCGCAGCAUCAAGAGGACCACGCAGCGAAUGAGGAUGUGCUGGAUGGAACUCACGACGGCUCAGCAAGUGUUCGUCGUGAUGCUACACCAGAGCAAACGGUGGCAGGAGGGCACAACCUGAGGUCACCCAGAAAACCCGCCGCCUCAUCCUCCUUCAAGGCGCCCUCGGUUGCCAGCUCCUUUGCUGAAGACGGGAACGUGGCGACCCUGAAGCUGCAGCUGCUGAAGGUCCUUAGAACGAAACUUCCCGACUGCCUGCCGCUCAAAUCCCUGCGCACCUCGUUGACCAAGACGGCCGAUAUAUUAGCCGUAGCAACGCUCACUCCGCGGCAACCCUACCGCCCGAAACACGGGCCCCGAGACUACAUGCUGGAGCUCCAUCUGACCGACCCCUCAGUGGCGCCCACGAGCGUCAACGUCGCGCACAUCUUCCGGCCGCAUCAGGCGUCCCUGCCGACGGUCCAGGCGGGCGACGUCGUGCUGCUGCGUCGCGUCCAGGUGGUGUCGAUGCAGGGCAGGGGAUUCGGCGUCAGGGCAGGAGAAGCCUCGGCAUGGGCCGUCUUUGAGAAGGGCGACGAGGAGAUGCUGCCGCAGAUCAAGGGCCCGCCUGUCGAGGUGUCGGACGAGGAGAUUGAGUACGUGCAGGGGCUGAGGAGGUGGUGGGGUCUUCAGGAUGAGAAGGCGUUGGCGAAGAUUGAAAAGGCCAAUCAGAAGAUGCUGCAGGCUGUCAAGGAUGACGCGAAGUGA